AGGGCACUGUUGUACGCGGGGGUCUAGUACCCUAACCCGUUGAGUUGGGCGGUAUCCCCGCAAAGGAAUAUGAUUGUGUAAGGAAAGUUCAAAAAGCUCUGCUUGAGGGUAUCCUCGUACAAGAAACACGUUGCAGUUAUAAACGUCGACGUAAAGGACCUUACGGGGGUUUAAGGAAACGACACGACCAUCAUGGAGCAAGUUGGCGGUAGUUUGCCUUCGAACGCGAGGGUGGUGCACAGUCCUCCACGUGGCACUGCUUCUCCACCCAAGACCCGACACCAGCCUUCUGGUCCAUUAGCAUGGCGACCACCAGGUCUGCGCGAGCCCCAACGUGGGGACGAACGGCCAGUGAUAGCACACAUGAACAUGGUAGACAUCACUACGAUGCGGCCUGGUGGGGAGCCGAGUAAGAUCGAUCGCAUAGUGCAGAACGCGGAGAAUUUCAAGAGGCACUACACGAAAAACGCGUUUAGCACAAAAUUCGCUCAAUUCGACAGGGAAAAACUGUUUCCGGGGAUAGGUGGUACAGUUGUUCUAGGAGGUGCUGGGGUGGAAGGUCAACCAGGCCAUCUUCUGGACCCAGCAAAUGCAACAUCAGCAUCCUUUGGUGCUGCGUCGGCUGGUGGCGCUUCAGCGACAAGCAGGUCCGCGUCUAAAGUGAACACAGAUGGACAAGGAAGUACACAGAUGAGCAACACUUCUAUCGGUGGAGAUGAGUUCGACAAAAAAAUGCGGCCUGCGAGUGGCACGAAGACACCCGAAUGGGUGUAUGAUGAACGCACUCUGUUACGACUCCAGGAAGAGAAGUGGGCAAAUACCAAUGUCAACACGACAGCUUUGCAUCGCAGACUUGACAGCUACAGCUUUCUAUGGCCAGGCAAUCUGAGGAAAGGGUACUUCAAAUUAAAUGAGUUAAUAGCUUGAUUCUAAGUGUUGAACGUGAUCAACUUACGGUAUUACCAACAACAAAAAUGAACAGGUUGUUCUUGUUGUAGUUCUGGAAAGAACAUUUUUCGUCUCAAAAAAAUCGUGUGACGAUUGCGUGGACCAAAAAGAUUUUUCAUUAAACUCAUUCAUCACCAUCACAUCACAGCGUCCCAACGAUGCAGGAAUUUGACGCUGUGUAUGAGCCCUCACUCGAAAAAGCUCGCAAGGAAAGGGAACAAGCUCGUCGUGGUAGCAAUAGCAUAGCUCCUCCUGGUGCAACACGUGGUGGUGCGUCGACUCUUUUUUCUGGUAGUUCUCCUAGUCAUAGCCCUACAAAUGCGACAGCACUGCAGGAGGCGUCCACAGAGACAGGAGGUGCUGCUGGACCAGACGGUCUUGUUCCAAGGGUUCCAUUAUUGGCCUCUAGUACCGCUACAGACAAGAACAUCAAGGGACCUCCUUCUAAGAAGAAAACAACAGCUUCUGACCUCAUUGCCGCGUUAGACGACGACCUGGAGAAGUUCUACUGCAAAAGGCUAACGGAACGCGCGGUCUACGAGAGCACAAUACCAAAAAAUGUCCAUACUAGAAUGCGAAAAGAGGAGGAGUCGAAAAUUUUCCGCAAAGGCAAACAUCAGAAAAAACUCACGCGUCGUGACGGCGGCUCACAAGUUGGGGUAGACAGAGCAGGAGGUCGUGGUACUAAGAGCAUCCACGGAGCUGGAGGUAGAGGUACAGCUAGUCCCGGUAGAGCAUCCAGUGUUGCAGAUAGUACAUCAGAAAUAACCGAUGAAGGAGAUAAUCCAUUAGAGAAUACGCCACCGCCAGGUCGUAAGUCCUCAGGAGGCACCACAGGAGGGCCCGUAGGCAUUACAAGAACUGUCACCUCUUCUGAAAAUCCAAUGGCUAAUACAACGACUGGGAUGUUAACAAGCUCUGCGACAGGAGGAGGAGGUGCUGCUGGUGAUGAAAACUCUUCAACAAACAAUGCAGGAGUUGAAGUUCUUGAUCCAAAUGCUACAGCAAAGACAACUACUGAAGAUGGAGGUUCUAGCUCGCCUCUCAGUGCCGCAAAAAAGAGAUGGGGAUCGUCAGUGAAGAAGAUCCAGAGCGACAAGAAACUGAAAGACAUAGGAGCCGCUGUUUCUACUGCCGCAGACACGAUUAUGGAGCAACAGAAACUUGCCGUUAUCCCAGAAAGUGAACUAUCAAGUGCGAUGGAGAGUUACAAGACCCACUGCGAGAACAAUGAAGUGCAAAGAGGGAGUCUCGCGCAGAUGGCAUCCAUGUUCGAGGACGUGGAAAAACAUAGGAACUUGAACAUGAAAGGCUUGGAUCUCAGCGUCAUGCAUUGCCAUUGCAUUGUGAAAGGUAUAAUGCUGCUUUUUAGACAUCACUGUCUCAAAUCUUUUUAUAAUUCACUCAUGUUUUUAUAAUUUUGGUGUAGUUCUUGGUCUCACUUGCAAAUUGAGAAAUUGUGAGCAUUAAUUUGCGGAGAAAAAACCGUCAUUCACUCACUCUCGUCCUCCAGUUCUGCUCGAAACCACUCUUUCUCUCUCCAUCUCCAGUUCUCGAAGACCUUCCGUCGGCGCAGUUUUUGAACAUUACGGACUGUCUCAUUCCAGACGCUGGCAUCCAGAUGAUCUUGGCGACUUGUGUUGAAUGUUUGACUUCUCUUCAUCUCGAGAAUGUCAACCUUUCCCUCCAAUCCAUCGAGUUGAUCUACAAAGCCCUGUAUCCACGCAGAAGGGACAGCGUGUUGCAGCACUUGUUUUUGAAAUUAUGGGUUCUUGAAACAUUUCCUUACUCAUGAGGAGUGCUUUCCUCCCUUAACUACAUAUACUACAUUGCAAAGUACAACCUGAAGAAACAGAAAGUGUUGAAAUGUUUCAAGUUCAGCUUUUAAUGAAAGGUUGCGGUCUAGGAACCGAAGACGAGAUUCCUGGUUACAUAGGUUGGAUAUCGGAUGACGAGGAGCCAGGAGAGGAUGACGAUUCGGAGGCUGACGGUGCUCCUCCGGGAGCACAGUUUUUUGCUCCCAAGAUUCCAAAGCCUCAAGCAGCUCAACUGUCUCAACAGCCAGGAGGAAUGUUUAAGAAUGCUUCUACGCCAGCGUUGUUUCGGAUGCUUGCGGCGCCGUCGAGCUCGGUAGAAGGAGGGACAGCGCAAUUGACACACCAUUUCAAAAUGGAAGCUGCGCAUACGGGAUUACCAACCGGCUACACAGACAACGACCCGAACAGACUGCAGCAAUCCGUCAUGCGAGAGGACGACUCGUUGGCGGCAGGUAGCAGUCUCUUGAGCGCUCCAUUGUUCAGUGUGGAGGACAACCCAGUAUUGCAGCAGCAGGCACGACAGCAAGUUGCUGCUCAAAAGCAGUUGGCGAGAGGAGUUUCCAUGCCGAACCUAGGAGGGGGUGCUGUUGGAAUGCCACAGGAGGUGCCCUCUGGUAUGCCUGCUCUGCCUGGCGUUCCUGGUAUUUAUCCUGGAGGUGCAGGAGGCACUCUUUUUGGAGGCGACUCAACCUUGUCCUUUGGUGCAGCGACAGAUGCUGGCGCUUUCGAUGCGUUUCCACCUGGAGCUAAUCAAGAGAUUACUGGGAGACCCGGAAGCCAACAGCAAAAUGCAGUUGGUGGACUGCUUCUUGGGAACGGUGUUGGCGCUGGGGGAAUGAUGACAAUCGGAGCUCCGUUCACGACUAACGGCACCGGUGACGUUGGAGGUGGUGGUUCGACGAUAGCUCCUGUCAGUCCUAUGCAUCCUGGCAGAGAAAACCAGGCACGUUCACGGGCUGCCGACUACGCCCAAAGAAGAGAAAAAGCUUUGUUUCAAGGGCUAGGACCCGAGACUUACGGAGAACAUCAACUCGGGAGGUAUUGGGUAGAACAAACGGUGAGUCCAAGAAUACAGGACCAAUUCUUGUCUGGGGAAUUGUCUGGUAUGGUGCUUUCCGGAUCAAUGGCGAACAUUUCGAGUACUCUGAUGCCUUCCGUCGAGGAGCAAGGUGGUCACCUCCUUUUAGGACGAGUGGGACAGAGUCAGGACGUAACAAGCAUGAUGUUGCAAGAACAGCAUAGUAUCUCGACAAUCAUGUCCCCCACUUGUAGUCCGGGUAAAAAGAAGUCCAAGAUGGCACUGGCAGCUGAGGCAGCAGCUGGCAACAUCUUGAGUCCGGUUUUGAAAGAUCCUGUGAUGAUUGGGGUGAAGAGUCGCGGGGGUUCGCCAGCGAGGAAGAUAGAAAGUAGAGGUGGCGAAAGUGCAUUGGGGCAGUUUGACGCUUUCGUGGAAGAACCGCCAUCACGUACUGGGACAGCUGAUAGUCAAAGACCGAUGACGACUUCGUCUGGUGCGUUGACUGGUAGUCGGAUGCACUCAGCAGCGGAUUCUCAACAACAAGCAGCUGCCUCGAAAAGUUUGCUUGGUGGCUACACCGGUGGAGUCGGCACAGUGGAAGUGCCAGCCAGCGGCGCGGGUCCUACUGGGCCUGGCGUCGGCUUACUAGCUGGUUCCGAGAACCUGGUGAACAACAAGACUCCUGCUCAACUUCAAGCAGAACAGGAUGCAAUUCCGCCGGACGAUGGACGAUUCGUGAAAAGGUAUAGGAUGGAAGGCAUUCCUGAGCAUACGCCAUAUGCGAAAGAUGACCCUAGAGCAGAUCCAGACUAUGCGAAGUCGCCACUGCUAGACUACGUCCAGUCGCCAGAACACAAGAAAUUCCUCGAGGAAUCGCCGAGACACAAUCCGCGAUUGAGGUCGACAGAACUGACAUCACCAGGGCCUAGAGGAAAGGGAAGACGAGGCGAGCCGAAGCGGAAGUAUGCAGCAGAAGACGUGGGACGUGAUGCUUUGGAGAGGGGCACAGGAGGGAGCAGGGAGGCGGGUACUUUCUCAUCAAGUAAUUUGGAUCGACGCAUGUGUGGUUGUCGUCGUAGUCAUAAAAGGAAUGAAGUCCAUUUUUCAUUAAAUGAAUACUCCUUACAAAAAGCUAAUUCGAGACUUGUUCAAUUUCAAAGUCCUUCUCCACCUUCUAGUCUCCUCCUCCCUCCAGGUACUCGCUCUCAUAGUGCUUCAAGUAUGAGCAGUCGGCGCGACGUGGACCUAGGCGACCCGUAUAAACGCGGUGUUCGAAAGCAGAGGAUGGAGAAACGGACCACCUCGCGGGGUGGGAAGCUUUGGGGGAAUUUGAGGAAACACCUGAAGAACGCACGAAUUGCGGGAGGUGGAGGUCGUGGUACGUUUUUCGCCAGUGAUGACGAAGACGACACUUUUGCUCAGCAUGCUCAGCAAGAAGGCGACUUUUCUUUGGGGAAGCACUACGCGAAAAGAAUUCGUGUCGCAAAUAAGGGGAUGAACAUGCUAGUGCCGCAGACGAAUGUGCGAAAGUAUCGGGAGUACUACCGAGGAAUAAAAUAUCGUGCAGUUCCUGACGGUCCACCGAUGUGGAGUCAUGCUUUAGACGUCUUGCGCGUAACGUCAGAUUGGAACGGGUACCCGCCUCAGGCCUGGCAGGACACGCAAGCAAACAGCAAUAGUGCUGAUGGAACGAGCGGGACACACAAUAUGAAACCAAAAUCUGUUAUCAUUAAAAAAAAACAACCGGUUAGUUUUUGCCUUUAAACCUUAGGUUUAUCCCACGAAACAAUCAUUAUGGUACUUUUCUACUUAUAAGAAACUUGAUAAUGAUAACACAGAUUUUCGUUUCAUACACAAUGAGGAGAUAGAGCAAGCCGAAGGUUAUCCAGUAGUGAUGCCACUGUUGGCGAUAGCGAUGGUGACAAGACUACACACCUUGGAUCUUGGCGGCAAUGCGUUGACGGCAAGGGCGUGGUCGGUUUUCGAGCAGCUCCUCGGAAGGACGAAGUCUCUAGAAGUGCUCAUAGUCGACAACACGGGUCUGUCGGACUUGUGCAUUCAUCCAUUUUGCGCAGGACUGAAGCACAACGUGAGUUUGAAGUCCUUGAGCAUGCGAAGCGUGAUGCUGAUGCAUGACGACAGCAUCAUGCUAUUGCUUCAGACUUUGGAGAAGCAUCCCUCUCUAGUGUUUUGGAACUUCUUGGAGAACGUUUGGGGCGACCGCAUGCUAGAGGGUGUCGAGCUAGAUAGCAAAGCCAGUCGACGUGCAGCGGCUAGAGCAUUGAAAGAGGCGCAAGGUAGUUCAGCAGCCGGCACUACUGCUAGUGCGACCAUGAUGACUUCAUCUUCCUCAAGUAUGCUGCAAGGUGGAUCGAUCACUGGUGGGGGAAGUUCGACUUUUAGCAGUGGCAGCCCGCCUAGAAAGAAGAAAGGGGAAGAACCAGACCCGAAUGCGCCGUCUGUGAUCAACUCCUUCAAAUCUCUAUUGAACAAGGCAGUCUUGCUUAGCUGUAUCCAAGUUUCUUUGCCGGAAUGCAGAUUGCAGACUGCGCUGAACAAGGAAUACGGGUGGCCGGAUUGGUUCAAGCUGUGCGGACAAGAAAACGUCGUGAUUUGGCGAGCCGCCUUUUGUAGAGAUUUUUUCCACUACCCGAGGACGAAGGUGAUUGAAGAUUGCGAGAAGAAGCAGGUCAAAGCAGCUGUGCAACGAUGCGAGUGGUGGUCGCGAGGCGGGUAUCACACGGAAGCAAUACCAGGAAGCUUGAUUUUUGGGCCUGAGGCGAACAAUCCAAGCACUCUACAUAGUGGACCCAGCGCACCGGCAGGUGUUGUAUUUCCUGGUGUCGCGAUGGGGACAGGAGCUGCGCCAGGCGCUACAACGGGUACGGUGAGUGGGCAAUCGACAUCAUCUUUGAUGAUGAACACGACAACGACGUUGACCACGCACACGAGCUCACUGCAACUGUCGGCAGGAGGUGGCACUACGGCUCUGGAGGAAAGCACAACGGGCGGACAGAAUAUGCCAUCUGUUAAGGCAAGAAGGAUUUGAUAGAUUUUCGAUCACUUGAUUUGAUGGGUUUGAAAGGAUUUGAUGGCUUGAUAAUCCAAGUUCAUGUUGGGGGUGCCAGUACUUCUCUUGUUUCCACCCCUUUCUUUUCUAACUCCUCCGUGAACCCACACCACGCGAGGCCAGAGUACCGCAAACCUGCUAUUCCUGGCGGCGUCUUCGAAGCAGCUGAUUCAAAGGUUUCUCCUUGGUACUGUGACCCUCUAGAUGCGCCACACGAACAGCUUACAGUGCCUCAUCUAGAAGUCUGCAAGCACUUACAGCAGUUCUGUCCUACAGCAAAGGCACUAGGCCACGUCGCUUUGGGUCUAGAUCGGGUUGUACAAAAAGAUCCUGAGGAUGUUGUUGAUAGAGCUGCGCAACAGAGGAACGUCGGUGGAGAUCAUUUGGAAGGUCAUGGUGGUGGGAGUCCGUCUGCCGCUUCAAGAGUGGCGGUCUCAAAAGCAGCAACAGUGGCAGCAGUUGCUACGCCACCAGACACUAGUUCUACAACAGGCGUCUUUGGCCUAAAUUCCAGCACCAGAGGAGGACGAUCAGGUUUUGCUGGUCGAACUUACACUAGUCAAGACCCACUAGACAUAGCAGCGAUGGACUAUUUUGCGAGAUCAUUUCAUCUGAAAGACGAACACGCUGGCGGUAGAAAACGACGCCACGGAGGUGGUAGCAUGCAGCAUGGUGGCGCGGCUUCAAGCACAGCUGGUAUGGGCGCCACUGGUGGCCUUUCUGCCUUUGGAGGUGCUACCGACGACGGCCAUGGACAUGCAGGUGGUAGUGCUGUGGAUGCAUAUGGCGUCACAGGAGCUUCCUCGCUGUUCCAAGGAGCUGCUGGCGGAUCAAUUGCCUCGGUCUCUGUCGAUAGUUCACCCGCAGGCUUGUCCAAAACGGGCAUGAGCAAGCGUUCUGGCUCUAAAGGCCGCACCGUUGUUUCCACCAGGCCAGUAAAAGCGAAGGCAAGAGAAGACCUAGAUCACUGGAAGAAUAGGCCACCUCAGAUGACGAAAGCAGAACAGAUGCAGAAAAUGUUUGAGAAAAAGAAGAAACCUCCAGGCACCGUAUCUUUGACCAUUAAGGGUUUCCACCGAAUUACAUCCCGCACUUUAUAACCAUCCUUGGCCCUUUUCCUAGUUGUAGAAAAGAAGCCAGGGAUGUUCUGAGGAAUGUAAUCCCGUAAGCUCUAACACCAGUCGACUGGAGGAAGCUAGUGCGUUGAUGAGUAAGUGGACAAUAUCAAUAGAUGAAUUACCAAGUGUGGAAACAAUCGAUCCUGGUCGUGAUGGGGAUAAAGAAAAUGUUCUUGGAGGGGAUGCUGACGCUCUAGGAGGAAACACUUCCGACGACAUGAACAAAACACUUCUAGAGGAACAACUAACACUAGGCGGUGCAGAUACGUCUCAUCUUGAGGGCCGCGGUACUACUUCAGCUAACAAGGCUGUGCAGCCGUCUACAGACGAACAAAUCGCGGAAUCUAGCGGAACGAAGUCAGGAGGUAGGCCAGGACUUGCUCGUGCUCAGACCUAUGGAGUGCUCUCCUUCGAUAGUUUCAUGCAACGAGGAGAAAACCAAAAUAACGGAGGAGGUAACAAAGUAGACACGACAACUGCAACUGCUGGUGGUGGUGCUGGAGGGAGUGCCUCUUCAUCUUCGUCCGAUCAUGGCGUUCCCUUUGGUGCAGCCAAAGCACAUGACUUCCACGCUUUAGAACGCGUCUCAGUGGCGCAUCCAUUGCACAGACUUCGACCUAGUGCGAAUCUGAAGCUGAGUGGGUCUUGGGUAGCGGAUAGAGUGCAAAUGCAGGAGUUCGUCUGGAACUUUCCGAAAAGCGGCAGUACAUGCGGCCACAGUGUGCAAUUGUGUUUAUGUUGACAGUGGAGGACGUGCUGGACGUGGUGUGAUCAUAGUUCUUCCCUGGUGACAGAGCAAUCUACUAAUCUAGUUAUAGUUAGUAGAUAAAAAGACCCUAAAAAUAUACAUAGUUAGAAACCACGUGAUCAUGGUCAUCUUGAAUGAUGUUCGAUACAUGAUAGAUCCACAAGAACGAUUCCUCUUCUAAGCUUCCCUAGCUUCUACGAUUUUGCGAUCAUUCCGAUGAACCUAGUAAUGCAGACGAACCGGAAUCACGUUUUCCGAGUUGGUUGCCGCGUUCCGAGUUACCUAGAGUACGUCUAUUACUUCUUUUACGACCCAGCAACUCAAAAACUGCUUGUCGCUGACGAUCAGCCGAAGUUGAGGCUGACCAAAAAAAUGAAGCAGAAAUUUGUCCGAGAACACCUUUUGAAGAUAAUCACAAUAGCGCAAACAGACCACAGCAGUCUAGCAGCGCAGCUGGCAGCAGCCGCGGAUGAUGUCGUAGACAGCAGUGGGGCGGGAGCAGGAGGUGAGCAGAAAAGUACUGGUGGAGACGGUGAACAAGAAGGUUCGUCUGAUCCUCGCCAGGAAGGUGCCGAAGGAGCAGGUAGAAAAGACAUUGCUGCAUCUGCUUCACAACAAGAUUCUACUGGAGGAGGGCCUGUUGCAGCUGCUUCUACUUCAUCAUCUUUGCAUGUCCAUCAUCCUCCUGUGGGGUAUGAUCCUGUUGCAGCCUUGCAUUUUCAGGAGAGGGGUGGGACGAAAACGAAGAGUUUAGAUGACAUCUUCGGCAUCUUCGACAUCGAUGACGACUUCCCAAACUUCAUCAACUACCGAAGGAUCCAGCCUUUCGAAUACCCGACCGCGAGUCCAUUAGGCAGCGUAGCUCUGGAAGAGGUGGCGCCUGGCAUUGCGGACGUGUUCGAUAAAAACCUGUACAACUACACAAGAGAGCACAUUACCUUGGAGGAGAGUAGUCGCUGUGAAGACUGUUACGACUACGAUAUGGAGAAGAUCAGGCCAACAUUGACUGCCAUAUGCGGAGCAAACGACGAAGCAGCGUUUUUGAAGACACUACACAGCAACUACUUGGAGCUUUAUCAGGCCUAUGGUACUCCUGCUGGAAGAUUGAGUUUGGCAAGAACAGUGUGUAGUUUACAGCCACUUGCGUUAUGUUGUUGGUUCUGUUAUCUGUCCAUCCUAGCCCAAAAAUUCUAGCAUCUUCCUCCACUUCCCUACCAUCUUCCUCCACUUCCGCCCCAAUCUCAACCGCAGCUCUCCUCACCGGUGGCGAGCUGUAUGUGCGUUCAGUCGAUGUGAUGGCCUUUUUUGACGAACUUUUUAGGCCAGCGAUGAGUUCGUUGGAGAUCAUGAAAUUCGUCGAGGUCUGUGGACACUCUCCUGUCCGAUUCUUCCGUCAUGAAUUCCUGCAUUUGUGCUUGCUGCUUGGUACUAUCUAUGUGGUUCUUUUCCUUUUCUACUUAUGCAAUAUAAUAUAUAAGUUCUGAAAAAGGAGCAAACGCUGUAGUAUUUUUAGACAUGUAACAAUGGAGUCGGAUGAAAACACGAAGCAGCAAUCACUUCUUCGCUUCCUCCACAUGCACCACAGGUAUCGCCCUUUUUUCCACCGAGACCAACGCACAUGCUGGGCGCAGCUUGGAGCUUCUUGUCGAACGCAAGCUGAAACCCGCAAUUGCGUAUCCUCUGAACCCCUUCUCCAAGGAAAUCAUGCAAAAUCCCAUUAUCAACAAAAUGAGCUACGACUGUAUGGAAAUUCUCAAGGACGCCUAUCUACGAUACGGCACACACAAGAGCGGGUUUAUGCAAUUGAUCUACAUUCUCCGGAUUAACGACAAAAACUUCACUGCAAGGCAUUUGGCGUGUAUCUUUGCGAUGGCACAAAAGUACAAGCCGAAAGCGUGCGAACAGACGGAACAUGUACUACUGUAGUUGCUUGAUUUUGUUUUAAAAACUCUGUUGUAGUGAGGACUAGUUUGAAAUUGAAUCAAUUCAAAAAUUUUUGAAUUGAUUCAAUUUCAAACUAGUCCUCACUAGAAGUCUCUCCUGUUUCUACCAAGCUAUGUAUGGAAGGGAGCAGUACGAAGGGGAACCCACAUUACAGUUACUCCAUGACUCACCUUGUUCCAUGCAUUGACUCUCUUCAACCACACGUCUACAGGAAUGCACCCGCAUGACUUAUCCUGAGUUCUGUGAGGCGAUUGUGCGAAUAGCGGCAGGCGGUUUGCCUCAAGCCGAAAGCAAAUAUAAGGGACAAAACCUCAGCUUGUAUCCGAAGAAAUUAGCCAAGGUCUGUCGUGCUUUCUGCCAGAGGAUACAACUCAAGAUUCGUGAGAACAUCAGGCGGAUGAAUCAGUACAAAAUGAAGUAGGAUGAUGUGAAGCAGUGAGAAAAGCAGCUGAUUUCACAUAUAAUUGUGUUCUAGUCCUACAACUAGAACUAGGACGUUCUACUUGAUGUUAGACGGACUCAUACAAUGAACAAACUGAAACAAUUUUCAUGUCAAUUGCAAACGAUUAACAUUAGAACACAAGAUCGAGGUUGAACAGGACAUCCAUGAUCCCGUAUUCAAUUCUAACAUUCUUGCUAACAACUGUCAAAGAAAUGAACCCUGCUACACAACAGCAUCACUUAGCAAUUUCUAACUUCUUCUGAUCGAUCGAUCCCUGAAAUUCGCUUACUAUGAAAUUUCCGCAAGUUACCGCUUUCAUAAAAAAAUAUCUUUAUCGCAAUCGCAUGGACGAUUGUUCUAGUGAUCGAUCCAAUUGCAUUUAUCUGAAACUGAAACCCGUGAGUACGACGAACGUGAAUUUGCUUUCUGCUCUACGUCUCUCGUCUAAGUCCCUUAUUGAGUAAACUGAAACUCGUAAAAAUAUUACUCGUCUAAGUUAGCCUAAUUAGAACAUACAAUGUAAUCGAUCCCGUAAUAAAAUGUCCGCUUUUUAGGUUAAACUAAAUUAUUGUGCACCAUGCUGCAUAAUGAUUUCGAAUUUUCUUUGCUUUGUCACACUGAAGAACGGUAUGCACCGACCCUGUGCAUAAGUGAACCCAUGAAUGUAUACUAAGCCGGCCACCCACAUCGAGAAUGCGGUUCUCCUCAGUCAACAAAAGCAGUAUGGAACACACGAGCAGGCAAUUCAAAUUGAAACUCGUCUGGUUUCCCCAGAGUAGUUACGAACAAGCC
Amoebophrya sp. A25 is the source of this 11897-nucleotide messenger RNA. Lineage: Eukaryota; Dinophyceae; Syndiniales; Amoebophryaceae. The record is from the annotation of a GenBank genome assembly.